AUGAGAAAGCGUGGAGCUGCCGUCGCUGGCGGCACUCGCGGGAACGAAAUGGUGUGGGUUCAUGUAGGUCUCAUGUCCUCAGGAGACUGCUGUCGUGGCUCACUCUCGGUGGCCUUGCUCUACCGAUUGUCGUCGCUACGGGGGUUUUCGGGAGGCGGCUUGGCUUCAAUUGUAACCAUCGAUACCCGCUACGCAGCAAAGGAUAUGAUCAGCGAUGUUCUGGCAGACGCCUCUUCGCCCGUUCUGGGAAUUCAGCUUGGUCAACGCACCACCACUCACUCCGUGUUACUUGGCCCCAACGUGUGUACUGUAGGUACCACCGCUUGGGCAUUCGUAUAUUCGUUCGAUGACCAGGGUCUUGCGACCACCACCACCACAGACAACCAUCUGUCACAAUGCGUGUUGGAGGCAACAUGCAUUUACGCAAGUGUGCCUUUCGUCUAUUUGAGUGUUUGUUACACCAAGUGA
Messenger RNA from Trichoderma virens Gv29-8, 468 nucleotides. RefSeq lists its product as uncharacterized. Bases 1 to 468 code for a protein of 155 amino acids. Lineage: Eukaryota; Fungi; Ascomycota; Sordariomycetes; Hypocreales; Hypocreaceae. The record is from RefSeq and is a predicted model, not a curated record. The transcript has a single exon.